This is a messenger RNA of Lathyrus oleraceus (garden pea), 990 nucleotides long. RefSeq lists its product as uncharacterized. NCBI's taxonomy places the organism in Eukaryota, Viridiplantae, Streptophyta, Magnoliopsida, Fabales, Fabaceae. Gene Ontology annotation, biological process: defense response to other organism. The record is from RefSeq and is a predicted model, not a curated record. The coding region runs from base 137 to 904 and encodes 255 amino acids. The transcript has a single exon. Gene Ontology annotation, cellular component: plasma membrane.
AUUUUAUUUACAAAAUCCCUUCAUCUUCAUAAUUUCUACUCUCUUAAACUCUAAUAAAUUCUUCCAUAAACUAACCAUUCUUCACUCUCUAACCAUAUCACACUCACCUUCUCUAAAACGCUCUGUCGUUUACCCAAUGGCAACAAUACCCAUAAACGACAAAAACAACAACGGCUCCUACCCACCUCCACAAAAUCCUCCUCCCGGCGGUUGCCCCGUCGGCGUUCCCUAUCCCUACGCAGCUCCUCCACGACCCUCAUCAUACCCCACCACCACCGCAUUCUAUCAACAACAACCAGCCACCUUCACUUACCAGCAACCCUCCACCCGGCUGAAAUCCAUCCUAUGCGGCUUCAUCUCCGUCAUAACUGUCAUCCUCGGCAUCACUAUCUUGAUCGGUUAUUUCAAUCUCAAGCCACGUGCCCCUGAGUUCCGAGUCGACUCAGCUUCACUCAGUUCCUUCAACUUCAACGCCUCCGGUCUCACAGCUAAAUGGAAUUUCAGUCUCACCGUCUCAAACCCUAACAAAAAAAUAGAUAUCUCAUACGAAGCCAUUGCCGCCGGUGUGUUUUACAACGCCGGUGAAAAUGAUAUAGGGCUUCUUGCAUCCACUCGUCUUGCACCUUUUCGCCAACCAACACAGAGUAAAACUUCGCUCCAAGUAGAAUUAUUGGUUGUGAAUGAGUUUCUGGAUAACCGCGUUGCUAAUGGUAUUGCCGGCGGACGAGUUCGCGGCGUGGUGAACUUUGGGUUGGGGGUUAAUGCUAUUAUUAAACUCAGUGGUUGGUUACACCCAGGGGAUCAUAAAUUUAAGGUUGCAUGCGAACCUUUGAACUUUGUAAUUUCGUCGCUGGAUAAUAACAAUGCUACCGGCCAAUUGUUGCGUGGUGUAACAUGUGAUUGAUAGAUAUAUCAUGUACUAGGAAUGUUUUUGUUUAUUGUGUUUAAUUUAUGAUGAUGAUGGUUUAAUAAAAUUUAAAGUUCAGUACA